Messenger RNA from Cydia fagiglandana, 5883 nucleotides. It is a transcript of the gene ksr, whose product is annotated as kinase suppressor of Ras 2-like. Gene Ontology annotation, biological process: protein phosphorylation; Ras protein signal transduction. Gene Ontology annotation, cellular component: cytoplasm. The record is from RefSeq and is a predicted model, not a curated record. NCBI's taxonomy places the organism in Eukaryota, Metazoa, Arthropoda, Insecta, Lepidoptera, Tortricidae. Gene Ontology annotation, molecular function: protein kinase activity; ATP binding.
UUCUACGGAUAUGGCCGCGUAUCGGCAAUACAACACUGCAAUGUUUUGUAUAAUCAUUUUUUAAAAUGUAUAAAGUGUUUUUUUAUUAUAGUGACUAGUACUGACUAGCAGAUUGUGUAUAGUGCUGUGAUAUUUGUAAUGGAUAUAGAAGAGAGCGAAAUAAGAGAUGCAAUCGAGAUGGUAGAGACUCUUCAGUCCAUGAUCGACGUUGCAGCUGAAAGACUCGAGGGUCUGAGGACGCAAUGCUCUACGAGCGCGGGGCUGACGCAGCAGGAGAUCCGGACCCUGGAGGGCAAGCUACUGAAGCACUUCGCGAAACAGCUGAAGAUCAAGGAGCGGUUCGAAGAAAUCCUUCCGCAGUUGAACGACAUACCUUGCUUGCGGCAGUGGCUACGAGUGGUUGGGCUCAGCGAACAAGCCAUACAGCAAAUAUGCCUCCGAGUGUCAACUCUGGAUUCGCUCAGAGACCGUUCGGAUUCCGAACUACGCGGCUGGUUGGUGUCCGUGCGAGAGGAGGAAUGGAAACGAUUGUGUCGAGCUAUGAACCGAUUGCGGGCCUAUACCGACGCGUUAAAUCGCGGCGAGGCGGAAGCGGAAAUCCAACUAUACUGGGAUUCCUGGGACCGGAACAGGCAAGAAUGGGAGCGGACGCGGCUGGAGUGGGAGCGCAGCCAGCAGUGGCGCGGCUCGCCGCGCGCGCGCCUGCGCCAGCGCGGCUCCGUGCCCAGCGACCCCGACACCACGCCGCGUAAAGUCGGCAAAUCACCUAGGACACCUUUAAACAAACGGAAAGAGAACUCUCAUCUCCCGGCACCGACGAACCUCACCAAGUCGCGGUCACACGAGAGUCAGCUCGCAGGACGACCGGACGAAGUCGGACCGGACGUCAGGUUAGAUCUUAUUCAAAAACACCUAGGACACCUCUAUAAACAAAUGGAAAGAGAACUCUCAUCUCACGGCACCGACGAACCUCACCAAGUCGCGGUCACACGAGAGUCAGCUCGCAGGACGACCGGACGAAGUCGGACCGGACGUCAGGGUUCACUACCGUACAGCGUGAUCGGCGCCACGCCCCGCUCCCCGCGCACCCCCGUCGGCCGCUGCAUGGCGCACGACAUCGCGCACCGCUUCGCCAAGACUUUCAAUAUGAUCGCGACCUGCGACUAUUGUGAUAAGCAGAUGCUGUUCGGGUCAGGGCUGAAGUGUAAAAGUGCAAGUUUAAAUGUCACAGGUGAGUUUAGACCUUAUUUCCUUCCCACUAUGGUUCACUAUCGUAUGGCGCGCGACAUGUUACACCGCUUCGCCAAGACUUUCAAUAUGAUCGCGACCUGCGACUAUUGUGAUAAGCAGAUGCUGUUCGGGUCAGGGCUGAAGUGUAAAGAGUGCAAGUUUAAAUGUCACAGAGAUUGCGAGCCUAAAGUACCUCCAUCGUGCGGCCUACCCGUCGAGCUAGUCCACGCCUUUAGAGACAAAGUUAGCUUCAAAGAGACUCCAUUUGGGCCUACUCCCCUAUUACAUCUUCUGGCGGCGGGCUCGGCCGGGUCGCCGGGCGCGUCGCGCGGCUCGCUGUUCGGCACCAUACAGCGGACGCACCGACACAAGGAGAGGAGGCAGAAACACCCGGGCGACGACCUAUCGAAUUCGUCAUCGUGCAACAGUUCGACGCCAUCAUCCCCGGCGCUAGUGGCGCCCUCCACCCCCCACCACCCCCCGCACGUGCUGCAGCCCGCGCAGCCGCACAAGCCGCAGUUCCACUUCCCAGAAGUGAAGCCUCCCGUGUCGAGUCCGAACCACGUGACACCGGCGCCGACGCCCGCUCGAAUAGUCGACUUCAGUUCAGAAGUGGAGGAGAUCGAACCUGAAGAGAUGGCGGAAACGAACGAGGCUCUGCAGGACUCGCUGGACGCCAACAACCAGAACCAGCCCGGGCCGUGGCCGAGACAAAAUAGCCUAUCGCUAAAAGAAUGGGACAUCCCAUACGACGAGCUGAUACUCCUGGACGUGAUUGGGAAAGGUCGCUUCGGCACCGUCUACCGCGGCUGCUGGCACGGCGCCGUCGCGGUCAAGCUGUUACACGUUCAGGCCCUGUCCGACCACGCCAUACCUCUAGACACCUUCAAACACGAGGUGGCAACAUUCCGUAAAACCCGUCACGAGAACCUGGUCCUAUUUAUGGGAGCGUGCAUGAAGCCGCCGCGACUCGCGAUCGUGACAUCACUGUGCGGCGGCAUGACGCUACACAUGCACAUCCACCUGCGGAAAGACAAGUUUAACCCCAACAAGAGUCUUAGUAUAGCGCAGCAGAUCACGCAGGGUAUGGGGUACCUGCACGCGCGCGGCAUCCUGCACAAGGAUCUUCGGACGAAGAAUAUCUUCGUGGAGAACGGCCGCGCCAUCAUCACCGACUUUGGCCUGUUCAGCGUCACCAAGCUGUGCUUCGGAAACAAUGCUCGCGGCGACAGUUUAGGCAUCCCGCCGGGCUGGCUGUGCUAUCUGGCACCUGAACUGAUGCGCGCACUGCGGCCGCACACAUCACUGCAUCUGCCGUUUAGUAAGCAGACUGAUGUGUACGCGUUCGGGACCGUGUGGUACGAGUUACUCUGCCUCGAUUUCCCGUUCAAAGGGCAGCCGGCUGAAGCGAUCAUCUGGCAGGUCGGCAAGGGCGUCAAGCAGGCGCUCGGCAACAUGUCCUCUACCAAGGACGUCAAGGACAUGCUAAUGAGCUGCUGGGCGUACCAGCCGUCGGAGCGUCCCGACUUCGCGUCCCUCCUCGCCUCGUUCGAGAAGCUUCCCCGCAAGCGCCUGGCGCGCUCGCCCUCGCACCCCGUGAACAUGUCGCGCUCGGCGGAGGCCAUCUUCUGAGACUGACGCGCUCGCACGCGCGCGGCCCGCGAGUGCGAGCGCAACGCCAGCGCUGUCAACGCCAUCUGCCGUGUCUCCACCUGAACCAGAUGAGAGAAAUGUAACACAGACAGUUAGUAUUUGAAAUUGUUGAACGCUAUCUUGCGAGAAAAGUCUGUAUUUUCUAAAAUGCUUCUAAGGUUGGUAUUCCACCUGUUUUAUUUCUUGGUCCAAUGUACAUUGCGUCUUACUCCUUCACUAAACAAAAUGUGAGACGCAAAUACGCAUUGGACAGGUGGAAUGCCACCCUAAAAGAUGCGAGAGCGACCGUUAGAACGUCUAAAAAAAGGAGACAAAUGAAAAAUAGUCACUAGUAAUCUGUUAGAUAGUGUUAAGACGUUUACAUGAAUUUCUAACUAUGCCUAGUUAUAGUUUCAGUUAAUUCAAUGUAAACGUAAUAAUUCUACGUUUUAUUCGAGGUUCUGAUGGAAAUUCUGGGGCAAAGGUGUGUAUUGAAGGAGCUUUGAUAGAGUACGGAAAAAUUACAGUCUCUCAAAGUAUAAGUAACCAUUAACAUUGGGAAAACAUGGCGGCAUGUGCAAAAUUAAACCUUGCCCUGAGGAACAUGAGUGGUUUUUCAAAUGAAAGUCAAAAGGUGGAUGUAAAUUACAUAAAUAACACAUACUUAAGUACUAUACACAUCUUUGUGUUGUUAGUGUUUGAUGUAACAAAACAACUUAUCGUUUAGGAAAACAAACCGGUUUUAAUUUGUAUGAAAUAUCGGUUAAUAACCGGUUAUUCCAUACAAUUAAAAACCGGUUUGUAUUCCGUACUUAUCGUUAACUUACCGCAAUAAUGACGUUUCUGACAGGUUGUACCCACAAUAGAAAUGGUCAACGCUAACUUUAUUAGUAUAAGAAUAAUUUUAAUAUCUACGUUGAAAUAAUGUUAAUUUACUCAAAUCGAUGAGGUUCCAGUGAAAAUGUAGUCUUAUAUUUUACAAUAUGAUAAUGUAAAUAAUAUCAGUAUCUUGAUCAUCCUGUAAAAUACUUGGAUAGUUGCGGUCACCUCGUUGGUUAAACGGGUUAUUCCCACUAGUUACCACCAAGUUCUUACCAGUGGUAACUACCGGGAAAAAAAAAUCCCACCUUUUACCAGAGGUAACUACUGGGAAAAAAAAAUCCCACCUUUUACCAGUGGUAACUACUGGGAAUAAAAAUUCCAAGCCGAGUUGGUGGUAACUAGUGGGAAUUUUUUUCCCCAGUAGUUACCAGUGGUAAAAGGUGGGGAAAAAAUUCCCAGUAGUUACCACUGGUAAGAACUUGGUGGUAACUAGUGGGAAUAACCCAGUUAAACAUGUAAAGCCUUGAUCUCGUAACUAGAGUAACGAGUAGGUAAAUUAUAUUUUCUUAUCAAACUGGACGUAGGUUUGUUGAACGUGUAAAUAUUGUACAGUGUUACUAGGUGUGUGGAUGAUAUGCUGGGCUUCUACUUACACAUGACCCCUAUCCCUGCAGGCAGGCAAAAAAAAAGUAGAAAUUAAAAAGUGGCAACAUAGUGUCGUCCCUUUCAAACCAAUUUAUAUAAGCAAACGGGACGACACUACAGUGUUGCUACUUUUUAAUUUUCUCUCUAUUUGCCAGACUGUAAGACGUUUUAAGCAUCAUUUUAAUACAAUGGUACUUAUGUAUCCUAGGCGAUCAAAUGGAAUUUAUUUCUUUAAAUAAAUGUAACAACAUGUCAGAUGAUAGAAACACACUCCAACAUGAUAUAAAGGUAUUGUGCAAGUGAAAGCCUAAGUGAAAGCUUAAAUUUGUAUAAAAUAAAAUAAUGUUGACUUGACGUUUAAAGUAUACAGAAUCUGUCGACCGUGAGUGUCCUUACCUUAACAAGGUGUUAUUAUGUAUAUUUCCAGGCAAACAUGUCUAAAGAAAUCUUUAGCCUAAUAAUUGGAAAUCUCUUAUCUGGCAGUUUGAGGAAAUAUAUGCUUUAUGUAGUUAGUUCUUAAGUAUUUUAUUCCUACUUUGAUUGUUCUCAUGGUUGGUACAAACAGCUACACUCGUAACUGUACAUCGGUGGACCUUAUUACAAAAAGCAUAAGGUCCGCCGAUGUACAGUUAACAGUGUGGGUGUGGAUGCACAUUGGAUGUAUCAAAGCAUCUGUAAAAACUGUUCAAACUUAUUACUAAUAGUUUCUUAACUGUCAGGAUGUUUCAAAAACUUAAAAGAUGUUGAACUGUAGUCGAUGAUGAGAAAGCGGGGCUUGGCAAAAGUAAGCUCUAAGCAAUCAUUUUAAAUUGCACACCUCACUUUAUUGUUUAAAUUCCUAUUUUAUUGGAUUACAACAAAAAUAUGAUGGCCGAGAAAUGUGCAUGUAAAAAGUUAUAUAUGUUGAAAACAAAGUAUUAUGUAAAAAUGGGGUUAAUAUUUAAGAAUGAUAAAUUAAAUUUGUUACAUCUCAUGUUAAAAUUAUUUAUUAAUCAUUUGAAUUUAAAAAUAAUUAUGUUGUAUUUGGUUUUCAUUUUCUACUUGAGAAGAUUUAAAAAAUCAUUGCAAUUAUAAUAUAAAUAAAUAUUCUGCUUUUCCUUAUCAUAUUUAAUUUCUCUCUUAGCUUUUGUGAAUCUGAAAUGAACCCCAAGAUUUAAGAACAUCAGAAAAUACCCAUUAAUUUGCCAUUAUACCUACUGAAAUUGAAAAUGUAUAUUGUCUACUUUCAUGUUAAAAAAUCAUUUAAAUUAUUUUAGACUGUAAUAUUAACCUGGUUCUUACAUUAUCCGAAUAGUAUAAAACUUGUAAUUACUUUUACUAAAUUUUAUUAAUAAUAUUAUAUAAUAAAAGAAAAUUAUUCUGGUCACUCCACUCCUAUUGAAAUUAGUUGUAAAUGGGGGGUGUUGCCACUUGAUGUGUAUAUAGGGGGCGUGGCUUGACAUGUAUCAUAUAUUUAUUGAUAGCCGAGAGUGUGAGGCCGUAGGUUUACAUAAGUAAUGAGAUUUUGAAUGAUUAGGAUAGUCGCAUUUGCCAAAAUAAAUCUCCAUCACUGUU